UCUUCCUUACACUACCAAGCAUAGCCUCUUCAACCAAACCAAAGAAAUGGAGGGAGAUCAACAGCAAAAGUUGUUGAUCAAAGAGCAAACAUCAGAAGAGGAAUCGUCACUGGUGAAGAGGGUGUGGAAUGAGAGCAAGUUGAUGUGGAUAGUGGCAGCACCAGCCAUAUUCACUAGGUUCUCCACCUUCGGUAUCAAUGUUAUAAGCCAGGCUUUUGUUGGUCAUAUCGGUUCACGAGAACUCGCUGCUUUUGCUCUCGUUUACACUGUUCUCAUACGUUUUGCGAAUGGUAUUCUGUUGGGAAUGGCGAGUGCAUUGUCAACACUAUGUGGACAAGCAUUUGGGGCAAAAGAAUAUAGUAUGAUGGGAGUGUAUCUUCAGAGAUCAUGGAUAGUGUUAUGCUCAACUGCAAUCUGUCUUCUUCCGUUGUUCUUCUUCACAGGUCCAAUUUUGAGGCUCCUAGGCCAAGAUGAGAACAUAGCACAAGUUGCGGAAACCAUUUCUCUUUUGUCAAUUCCUGUCUUGUUUGCUUUUAUUUUUUCCUUCACCACCCAAAUGUUUCUGCAAUCUCAAAGCAAGAAUGUCAUUAUAGCAUUCUUGGCAGCUAUGUCAAUAGCUAUUCAUGUGUUACUGUCUUGGCUAUUGACAAUACAAUUUAACGUUGGAAUUGCCGGCGCAAUGAUUUCAACAAGUGUGGCAUUUUGGGUUACUAACAUUGGCCAACUAAUAUUUAUUACCUGUGGCUGGUGCUCUGAUACAUGGAAAGGCUUCUCAUUUUUAGCAUUUAAAGAUCUUUGGCCUGUUGUCAAGCUUUCCCUCUCAUCCGGGGUCAUGUUAUGUCUUGAGCUGUGGUACAGCACAAUAUUGGUUCUUCUGACGGGUAACUUGACAAAUGCAGAGGUCCAAAUUGAUGCUCUAUCGAUAUG
Molecule: messenger RNA, 927 nt
Organism: Vigna umbellata (rice bean)
Lineage: Eukaryota; Viridiplantae; Streptophyta; Magnoliopsida; Fabales; Fabaceae
Source: RefSeq, a predicted model, not a curated record